AUCGGCUAUUUUAUAUAAUCUCCUAAUCAUGAAAUUAUUAAGCUUUUUAAGUACACAUUUACCAAUUUGUUGUAUUGGUGCUCUCUGAAGUUUUUUAUCUACGCAAGACACAUUAACAAUAUUGUUAUAAAAAGAAGACUUUUGGUUAGGAUUUAUGUGGUUAAUUCACUUACGAUUAAGUGUUUUAAACAUAUAUGUGUUCUUGUUGUUAUUGAGGCAUUUGAAGAAGUAGGACAUGCCCUUCACUUUUAUGAUACUCUUAAUUAUAUGACAGUCAAUAUUGUGAGCAUGGAUUGGCUUGAUGAUGUUUUGGUAGUAUUUAGAGACAUGUAUUGGUAUUCUUUUUUCCCAAUAGAAGCAUCACGUGACAGUAUAACAUUAUUAGGAAUUCACAAUUCAUAUGACAAUGAAUCUGGAAAAAGUCAACUUCUGGCCAAUUAUCAUGAUGCAAUUCACAAACUACUCAUUGUUGUAGGUAAUGUUCACAAGCCAUUUGCAUAUUUCUGGUCCUCAAGCUCACAUUUACAAUGUUAUUUACAAGAGUUGGCUGAUAUAAGUGAAAUGAAUGAUAAUGUUGAUUCUUUGAAUGGAUUUGAAAUUCUUUUGCACACUGGAGUGGUAUUUUUCAUAAUGGUUGUAGAUAUAUUUUGGCAAAUAUUUACUGCUAUUUUUAUGAAAAUGCAAUGGACAAAAGAUUUGGUUUUAUUUCUAAGGCUAGUGCGGCGGCUUGUGUGGAUCAACAACAACAAUGCUCUGUUCCUUUGAUUUAUCCUUUGUGGAUUGGAAACAAAUUAAACUUUCAACAGUUGAUAUCCUCCUAUCAUUUGGCACUGACCAAGUUUGAUUUAAAACAAGAUCAACGUGUCUUGCUAGUGGUAAAUUUGAAAUCUUUCAUGAAGCUCAAGACGUGGCCAGUUGAAUUAAACUACAAAUUCAUGUUUUUGGCGCGGGUUUUUGGAUAUGCUGGGAUUUACUAUAGCUCUUCAACACUUGCUACAACCAUGCUCAAUCUUAUUCCUGAUUUUACCUUCAUACUUGUCAUUCUAUUUAGAAUGAAACAAUUAGAUUGGAAAAGCUAUAGUAGCCUAGCAAAAUCAUUGGGAACAAUAGUAUCAAUUGUCGGUGCUUUUAUUGCGACUUUGUACAAGGGUGCUGCACUUUUGAAGGGACCAUCAUCACCUGCAAACUUAUCUCAUCGGCUAGCUUUUUCACAGGAUACUAGUUGGAUGACCGGAGGAUCAUUUUUAGUAGCUGAUUGCAUGGUGGCUUCAGCAUUUCUAACAUUACAAGCUUAAAUUCUUAAGAAAUAUCCAGCAGGGUUGAUUGUUGUGUUCUUUUAUUCUUUCUUUUUUGCCAUUCUAUCUGUUGUGACCUAUUUGGUUGUGGAAAGAGACAUCAAUGCUUCGAGCUUGGAAUCUAAGCUAAGGUUAUUAUCAAUUUUAUACUCCAGAGUGUUUGGCUCUGCAUUUCAAGUUGGUGUGACUACUUAGUGUUUGCACCAGACAGGACCAGGCACAUGUGAUUAUUCAUCCUUGAGGACAAGGAUGUUUGA
Molecule: messenger RNA, 1552 nt
Organism: Vicia villosa (hairy vetch)
Lineage: Eukaryota; Viridiplantae; Streptophyta; Magnoliopsida; Fabales; Fabaceae
Product: WAT1-related protein At3g28050-like
Exons: 1
Coding region: 684-1295 (203 amino acids)
Cellular component (GO): plasma membrane
Molecular function (GO): transmembrane transporter activity
Source: RefSeq, a predicted model, not a curated record